Uranotaenia lowii is the source of this 2060-nucleotide messenger RNA. It is a transcript of the gene y, whose product is annotated as protein yellow. The record is from RefSeq and is a predicted model, not a curated record. The coding region runs from base 197 to 1837 and encodes 546 amino acids. Gene Ontology annotation, cellular component: extracellular region. NCBI's taxonomy places the organism in Eukaryota, Metazoa, Arthropoda, Insecta, Diptera, Culicidae. The transcript is spliced from 2 exons.
AUUAGUCCUCCGCAAGUCAGUCGCGUUAGUUAGUUCCUCGGAUCAGGACGUGCUUGCUAGUCGUGCAAGUCUCGAAGUGCCGGGUUUUUAGGAAGUGCUCCAGAAUCCUGCAGGAUAUUUGCAGUAGUUUUGUGUAUAUUCAUAAGUGUGUUAUUUCGAUUCGUUAAUUGGUCGUUACGAAACCAAACCAGCAAACAUGUGGAAGUUAUCGGCUCUCGUGGCCGUAGUGGGACUUUGUGCGGUGGCAAGUGCUACGACAAAGCUGCAGGAACGUUACAACUGGAAGCAGCUGGACUUUGUGUUCCCGAAUCAGCGGAUGAAGCAACAAGCUCUGGCCAGUGGGGACUAUGUUCCAACGAAUGGCCUGCCGGUCGGAAUUGAGCACUGGGAGAAUAAGCUGUUUGUGUCGGUGCCUCGAUGGAAGGAUGGCAUUCCCUCAACGCUCAAUUACAUCGACAUGAGCCAGACGCCCUCGGGCUCCCCGGCCCUGAUCCCGUACCCAGACUGGUCCAGCAACGUAGCCGGAGACUGCCAGAACGGUCUUUCGACGGUGUACCGUAUUAAGGCCGACAAGUGCGGUCGCCUGUGGGUCCUGGACACCGGUACCGUUGGAAUUGGAAACACCACCCAGCAGCUGUGCCCCUAUGCCCUGAACAUCUUUGACCUGAAGACCAACCGCCGGCUGCGUCGUUACGAACUUCGCCCUGAGGAUACUAAUCCAAACACUUUCAUCGCCAACAUUGCCAUCGAUAUGGGACGCUCGUGCGAGGAUACCUUUGCCUACAUGUCCGAUGAGCUGGGAUACGGCUUGAUCGCUUACUCAUUCGAAAAGAACAAGUCGUGGCGAUUCGCCCACAGCUUCUUCUUCCCAGAUCCUCUGCGUGGUGAUUUCAACGUUGCUGGAUUGAACUUCCAAUGGGGUGAGGAAGGUAUUUUCGGCAUGUCCCUGUCUCCUCUGCAAGCCGAUGGCUACCGAACCAUGUACUUCUCACCACUUGCCAGUCAUCGGGAGUUCAUGGUAUCUACUAAAACCCUCCGCGAUGAAGAACGCGUCGAAGAGAGCUUCCACGACUUCCAGUACCUGAAGGAACGAGGACCCAACAGUCACACCACAUCUCGAGUUAUGAGCGAAUCCGGCCUGCAGCUGUUCAACUUGAUCGACCAGAACGCCGUUGGAUGCUGGCACUCGUCUCUACCAUACAGUCCCGAGUACCACGGAAUUGUAGAUCGCGAUGAUGUCGAGCUCGUUUUCCCCGCCGAUGUCAAGAUCGAUGAAGAAGAAACCGUCUGGGUCAUCUCCGAUCGUAUGCCAGUGUUCCUGAUUGCCGAACUAGACUACAGCGAUAUCAACUUCCGAAUUUUCAGCGCACCUUUGCGUUCACUCAUCGCAGGCACUGUUUGUGACAUUCAACCAGCCAGCACUGUACAGCCAAACAUUCGAGCUCAGUUCACGAAUUCCUACAUCCAACCCAAGUUCGGAGAAGGUGAGAUCUCUUCCUACCCAGGAACCACAGCUCUGAUCCCAUCGACCUACUCCCAGCCGAUCAGCUAUGCUCCAACUUCGGCUCCAACCAUCAAAUACACCUCGUCAUCCGUUGAUUACCCGAACUCGCACAUGUACUCCUCGCAGCAAUACCCUACCACGGCAAAGGCCUAUCACUUCAACAAAUACCAUGGAGUGGAGUACCAGUCCCACGGAAAUGGGCACGGAAACUACCACCAGCACGACAACGGCCACUAUCACCAUCACGAUCAUUCGGGACACUUUGGCCAUCGCUACUGGGGCGGACCCAGCAAGAACCACAAGGACGAAACGUUGAAGCAGUACUUCUACUAAGUGAGAAGCGAGCCACACACUUUUACACCAAGCGUAUUAAGCGGGCACUCAAACCUUAGGAUUACUUAUAGAAGAGCCAAGUGCAAUCGACGUCGUCUGCGACGAUUUGUUAGGGAAAUUUAGGUAACUUAUUUGUAACAUGCGACCUCAUCAGUAGUAGCUAUAAAUGAUGUGAAAAAUUUGAAAUAAAUUGACAUCGACACGAGAUGUAUCGGGAUGUUUA